Messenger RNA from Gastrolobium bilobum, 702 nucleotides. RefSeq lists its product as uncharacterized. Lineage: Eukaryota; Viridiplantae; Streptophyta; Magnoliopsida; Fabales; Fabaceae. The transcript has a single exon. The coding region runs from base 1 to 702 and encodes 233 amino acids. Gene Ontology annotation, molecular function: zinc ion binding; nucleic acid binding. The record is from RefSeq and is a predicted model, not a curated record.
AUGAAGAAGAGGCUUCAGAGUUUAUGGGCUAAGGAUGGUGAAAUCUAUGUGACUGAUAUUGAAAACAACUUUUUUCUUGUUCGAUUUAAGAAGAAGAAGGAUUUAGAUUUUGUAAAGACGGCAGGUCCAUGGAUUAUCAUGGAUCAUUAUCUGGCAAUCAGAUCAUGGGAGCCUGAUUUUCAACCGCUGCAAGCUUCCAUUGAUCGCAUCGUAGCUUGGAUUCGACUUCCAGGUUUUCCCACAGAAUAUGUGAAUUCUGAACUUGUGGAGACGGUGGGAAAUUGGCUAGGGAAAUAUAUUAAGGUUGAUACUGCUACAACUUUGUUGGCUAGAGGACAGUUUGCAAGGAUCUGUGUGGAGUUGGAUCUCUCAAAACCUCUUCAAGCUGAAUAUUUGUUGGAUGGUAGAAACAAAAGAGUUGAGUAUGAGGGUCUCCACUUAGUAUGUUUUGCAUGUGGCAAAUAUGGUCAUUCAUCUGAGUACUGUCCAUCUAAGCGUGUUCUUGAUCAGGCUGUGCCUCCUCCCAAUAUGAAUAUGGAGAUGGAAGUUCAACAGACUGAACGUGAAGUUGUGUCCAAGUCUCAUGAAAGAGGUUCAAAGGGCUUGACUUUGUUACUUCCUUCUGUGGUGGUGCAACAGAUUCAAAGUCUUCUUCCUCCUCAUCCUCAUGAUGGAUCAGAUACUAAGCGAUGGUUUUUUUAG